Armigeres subalbatus is the source of this 625-nucleotide messenger RNA. RefSeq lists its product as uncharacterized. The transcript is spliced from 2 exons. Lineage: Eukaryota; Metazoa; Arthropoda; Insecta; Diptera; Culicidae. The record is from RefSeq and is a predicted model, not a curated record. The coding region runs from base 11 to 625 and encodes 204 amino acids.
UAAACGGCCGAUGGAUGGUUCCAUGUGCGACAAUGGCGUGGUCGGUGGCAUCGGAGACGUUCCGCCCCGAAAAUCGAGAAAGAAAAACACGAAACUGGAGACGGCACUGAAGGAACUUGCAGCUGCUAAGGCAAGCAAUGCAUUGCUAAGCGCGGAAUGGAAUAAGGCACAAGAAACGAUCAGGAAUCUACAAAGUACUUCGAAAGCACCAGGCAGUGAAGCAAGUAGUGAUGUGAACACUGAUGAAUUUAUUGACAUUAUCGGACCAUCGAGUACACACCGUGAUAGGAAUACAAGAGAAACUACGGAGAUUUCACGCUUCAUGUCUUCCGUCAAUCAAAUGUCGGUUUCAUCGAUAACCGUGCCUGAGUGCAAACCAUCCUCGGGUAGCGAAAUGAUUGGACGCCAAGACUUUGAAGCAUGGAGGGAUCUAUUGGUGGAUUCCAUGAAGCUCGCCGGUAUAACAGAUGAGGGCACUCAAUAUAUAUUGCUUAAGGUGAAGGCCGGACAACAGUUGCUAGAAAUCUUGAAAACACGAAGUCAACUAGCGAUGCUCCCGAUCCAGACGAAUUCCCUUUUCGAAUGCUUUGUUUCGGUUGAAGGCAUACUUUUCAUCGGGAUCUGA